Molecule: messenger RNA, 464 nt
Organism: Caenorhabditis auriculariae
Lineage: Eukaryota; Metazoa; Nematoda; Chromadorea; Rhabditida; Rhabditidae
Source: the annotation of a GenBank genome assembly
AUGGCGGUCUUAUUGUUGUUUGAAAAUGGCUUCGCGUUUCCCAGGGCUCUCGAAACCAUUCGCAAUAUCGAAUUAAAUCUGAAUCAGUUCGGGAAAGUCAGCCCACAUUCAUAUUCGACGUUGGCUUUGGUGGUGUCAAGGUGGGUCUCCUUUCUCUCUUUCAUUUUUUUCUGACUUCUCAUAAAAAAAUAGUUUGAGAUAUAUAGAAUUGCAGAAUGCUCCGUGUCUUCACUCUUCUCUUGUUGGCCACCACAAUCUUCGCCUAUCCCGUCUCCAAUGAUGAUUUUCUGGAGGAAGCUUACGGCGACUACUACUUCGCUCGACCCGACAACUUCCACUUCAUCGAGAAAUCCACCGAUUUGAAUGAGCGCAAGCGUUUCGGAAAAGCUAUCCUAUUCGGAUUUCCAAUGAUUUUCGAAGGCGUAAAAUCAGUGUGGGAUAUGAUCUUCAAUCGCGGCGGAUGA